AUGAAGAGAGCAAUCGUUGGAUCCGGUUAUCUCGUACUUAGUUUGCUAGGGACAUGCUUUAAUCUGUCUACGCUCAGCGUGUUGCCCGAAUGUGAGCGAUCACUCACUCGACCGUUACUAAUAUUCUUUUCAAUUCAAUUAUUUAUUGGUAUUGGGACCUUACUUACCGUUGCAAUUCCAGUCCCAUACAUGAUCGCCACUGACAGAUCGUAUUUUGUGAAUCCGUUAUUGAUUGGUGCACCAGGAGUACUAAUUUGUCUCACACUCCUAAGUUCAUAUCUAAUUCAAUUUUGUAUUUGCAUUUAUCGCAAUAUACGGGUUGUUUUUAACAAAUUCUCUGAAACGCUAUUCACCGAUAUUGUUGUGAAAUUACUUAUUGUAUUCGCUUCACUGCUAGCCGUUCACAUUUCUGUGAUCAUUACACGAACGACAACUAUCAGACGAUUUUCACUACAUCUGUUGGCUUGGGAGCAGACCGAUGCUGAAUACAUUACUAUGCUAUCGGUUGUCGUUUAUUCUUCGAUGGUUGGAGCCAUGUUCUACGCGUUUUCCAUUUUCGAUUUACUCUACCAGCAUAUAUACGAUCAAGAGAAGCACGAAACCAUUGAAACAACGCCAAAAACAUUGCUGUUUUACCAAAUCCUACACCUUAUCUGCGAUGCCAUCUUUUGCCUACUAAUUGUGCUGCCGAGGUUCGAAUACUUCUCGAAGAGGCCGAACCUAAUUAUUGCCCACUCGUUUCUCAACAUAUUUGGAUCAGCCAUUUGGCCCGCCAUAUCACUCAUUGUUUACUCAGAGAAGGUCCGAAAUGAAUUAUGCUUCCGAACUAUUUUAAUGCUCAAGAUGUGUUCGUCACCGGACAAUAUUCAAGAUCGCACACGUUGUAAUCGUAUGAGAUCUGCUUAG
Necator americanus (New World hookworm) is the source of this 906-nucleotide messenger RNA. RefSeq lists its product as uncharacterized. NCBI's taxonomy places the organism in Eukaryota, Metazoa, Nematoda, Chromadorea, Rhabditida, Ancylostomatidae. The record is from RefSeq and is a predicted model, not a curated record. The transcript has 7 exons. Bases 1 to 906 code for a protein of 301 amino acids.